Messenger RNA from Aspergillus thermomutatus, 735 nucleotides. RefSeq lists its product as uncharacterized. Lineage: Eukaryota; Fungi; Ascomycota; Eurotiomycetes; Eurotiales; Aspergillaceae. The transcript has a single exon. The coding region runs from base 1 to 735 and encodes 244 amino acids. The record is from RefSeq and is a predicted model, not a curated record.
AUGUAUUUCUACCGGAAUGGCGCCAUCUCAAAAUCUGAGAUAGAGCGUGCGAUUAUCGAGAUUUAUAAAGCAGUUCUUCGAUACGCAGCGGAACUGCUGGCUGUUCAGAACGCUAGUGUCGGAAGGAGAAUACUGGACAGUGUUACCCCGAUAACCGGUCAACGCCUCACGGAACUGCGAUCCUCCGUAGAAAAUGAAUGGCAGAAGCUCUGCCAGUGGGUGCAGCUUGAUGCAUUUGAUAACUUGUUGCAGAACGGCAGACAAGCAGAGCUUCGUUUGGCCAGAAUUGACGACGAAGUGUCCAAGGUUCUCCGAGUCCUCCAGAAUUUCAGUCUGCCCGUUGCCAAAGGAGCGUACUAUAAUUCAUACGCCAAUCAGCAUGACGACAGAUGCCUUCCAAACACUAGGGUCGAGCUGCUCAGCCAGAUCUCAGAAUGGGCCCAAUCUUGCGAAAGCAAACAUAUAUUCUGGCUGAACGGCAUGGCUGGGACCGGCAAGUCCACUAUCGCUCGAACGGUUGCUCAUUCAUUCGAUAAUGAGGGGAAGCUGGGAGCUAGUUUCUUCUUCAAGCGAGGUGAAGCAGACCGUGGCAAUGCCGAAAGGUUUAUAUCUACUGUCACGAAAGAUCUGAUGACAAAAAUUCCGCAGCUGGUACCCGAGGUGGCCCUUUCGCUGUUCACCGACGCCGGCGUUGACGACCAUGGGAAUGCGUCGUCAUCGUCUAUCAUCGCCUGA